GUGGAACAGCCGGCCAUUGUUGGACCGCAUCAGUCAAAAUGCAGAAGAUUAUUCGAAGAACGGCAUUGGCGAGGAAUCAAGCCCAGCGAAAGGCGAUUCGAGCAACCAAAAAUGCCCAACGCGAGGAAGUCAAGGACUCGUUGAGACAGCGGUUCGCCUUUAACCGGAUGGAACUCGAUGCCAUCCGCGGUGAGAGACAACGACGUCGCGAGGACUGGCUUCGUGGGCCCUUGGCACCCCAGCGAGAUGCUGGGCCUGAAGGACACAGCUUUGGAGCUUUGAGUCCACAGGCCAUGAACCCUCCAUCUAUUCCUGAACACCUCCGCCGAAAAUACAUCAACAUCGCCGCCGGAGACCGGGUGUGUAUCAUCAGAGGGCGGGACAAAGGUAAAAUCAAUGAGGUUGGCCGAGUCGAAGCUUCAAAUGAAACGGUCAUGGUGAAGGAACUUAACCAGGCCGAUGUCUCUUUCCCUUCCUGGCUGAGCGAACAACACGGUUCCAAAUCUCCCUUCAACACAUUGAGCUUGCCAAUUCCGAUCGACGAUGUUCGACUGGUAGUUGCUCUCGACGACCCUGUCACUGGAAACACUCGGGACGUCUUGGUCGAACAUGUUUACGGAGGAGAGCCCAUUCUUGAGCGAGAAUACGGCACAGACACCCCGAGACACACCCGAUACAUUGCCGGCGAAAACAUCGAGAUUCCCUGGCCUCGCAGUGAACCCGCAACGCAGAAGGAUGAAGAGUGGGACACACUGCGGAUGGAGGUCGAGACACCUACCUGGGUUCCAUCAUUACAAUCUGCGCCAUUCCCCUCCAGUGUUCUCGAUGAACUCCGAAACAAGUUCUCCAAGUACCGGACAAGACAUGACCCCGAAUGGGUUGAGGCGAAGAAGAUGGAGGAAUACAGAAAGGAAUACCUUCAAAGCAGGUCUUUGAUGACACCUAAGGGCGAAUUCCUGGCUAUGAUGAAGGCUAGGAAAGAGGAGCGCAUGAAGGCGAAGCGCGAUGCUGACGGGAACUUGAUCAUGGACGACAAGACAACGGAGUUUAUUGAACGCUUCAUGCAGAAGAAUGCUUCAAGUAAAGCCAAGUCAGCUGCUUGAUUUCUACAAAGGGUUUGACAUGAAGACCGUGGCCGAUUUUUUUUUUUUUUUCUUUU
Aspergillus wentii DTO 134E9 is the source of this 1159-nucleotide messenger RNA. Its product is annotated as mitochondrial 54S ribosomal protein uL24m. The transcript is spliced from 2 exons. The record is from RefSeq and is a predicted model, not a curated record. Gene Ontology annotation, biological process: translation. Gene Ontology annotation, molecular function: RNA binding; structural constituent of ribosome. The coding region runs from base 39 to 1103 and encodes 354 amino acids. NCBI's taxonomy places the organism in Eukaryota, Fungi, Ascomycota, Eurotiomycetes, Eurotiales, Aspergillaceae. Gene Ontology annotation, cellular component: ribosome; mitochondrion.